Messenger RNA from Paramuricea clavata, 1033 nucleotides. The record is from the annotation of a GenBank genome assembly. NCBI's taxonomy places the organism in Eukaryota, Metazoa, Cnidaria, Anthozoa, Malacalcyonacea, Plexauridae.
ACUGUUUUUACCAAAUCCGACGGAGACGGCAUUCACUAAAAAUGGUUUUCGUGAUUGGAAACGCGCCGAGGAGAAGCGAAAGGGCUUUCACCAACAUCAAUCUUCGAAUGAUCAUUUGAAAGCAAUGGGGAUUUAUGAAGAAAGGAAAAUGCGAAAUCUACACGGCUGCACAGUUGUAGCAUCUCUCGUGUCAGAAGCAGUGGUUGUUUGCUGUUUUCAACGUAUCAAGAUACUUAUGUGCAAAUUCCCUCCCGUUUCGUGGCACGAAUGAAUUUGAUAUUGACGCAGGAGAUGGUUUGUUUUUAAGGGCUUUUUCUCAACUUUUGUCCCAUUGGAAGAAAAAUGGAAGAAAAAUAGAAAAUCCACAAAAAUCUUCCAAGAAACGCUUAGUACACUUCUCCUGAAUCCUGAUAUACAGGACGAAGUGAUCGAAGUACUAGCUUCCAUAGUGAAGAAUAAAAUUGCUGACGACGUACAUAAAGCGGAAUUGUUUAUCAUUAUGGCAGAUGGUACCACUGAUAAAAACAGAAAGGGAAUCCAAGGCCUUGUUUGUCGCUAUUUAUCUUACGAAGGGAAAAUGGAUGAGCAUUGUCUUAACGUGAAGGGAAUCGACGAUCGCUCUGCUAAAGGUAAUUUUCAAUUUUAUCAAAGAAAGCAGAAUUUGAAAUCUCAGUCGACGGUCUUGUAUCGCAGUCUUUUGAUGGCGCUAGCGUAAUGUCUGGGGACUAUAACGGACUGAAAAAGCUUGUUGGUAAUUUCUGUGAUCGGUACAUUUUAUACAGUAUGUACACUGCUUGCAUGUUAAUGAAGGUGUUGAAACCAAUUGAUAUUAUUGUCAAACAUAUUUCAUGCAGCAUUAGAGAUAGUCAACAAUGUCGAAGAAGAUAUCAAAUCGGAACGCGAAACUGUCACGAACGAGAAGACUAAGGUCAAUGAUUUUUUGGAAGAUGUUAGAGUCACAACAACCAAUGGAGAGCAACCUCAACCCAGAAGAAACACAGUGCAAUUCCCUCUCGCUACUGAAAACCUCUAG